Molecule: messenger RNA, 6105 nt
Organism: Calypte anna (Anna's hummingbird)
Lineage: Eukaryota; Metazoa; Chordata; Aves; Apodiformes; Trochilidae
Gene: PAPPA
Product: pappalysin 1
Molecular function (GO): metallopeptidase activity
Source: RefSeq, a predicted model, not a curated record
GGAAGAUUGGAAAUGCAGCUCUGGAGUUUGCUGCUGCCUCUUGCGCUUCUCUGUACAGCCUUCGCCAGUGGACCCGAAUGUGGGAUGGACGAGCGCUCCCGCAGGGCGCGAAGGGACACCAGGCACAGCCGCCAGCUCCGCUACACCGCCCCGGGCACCUGUGCCACCAGGUUAGCCCGAGGAAGGCGCUCCACGGCUGGGCUGGAGCCUGGGCAUGUCCCCCGCAGGAGGCAACAGCGGGAGGUAAAGGACGAAGAGGAGUCCCUUACCCCGAGCAGGGCGCUCUAUUUCAGUGGACAAGGUGAUCAGCUGCGGCUGAAGGCAGAUAUUGAGCUGCCCCGAGAUGCCUUCACUUUGCAAGUGUGGCUGAAAGCUGAAGGAGGACAGAGAUCUCCGGCUGUCAUUGCAGGACUGUAUGACAAAUGUUCUUACACCUCCCGUGACCGAGGAUGGGUCCUGGGGAUUAACACCAUCAGUGACCAGGGGAAUAGAGACCCCCGCUAUUUCUUCUCGCUGAAGACGGAUCGUGCUCGCAAAGUAACCACCAUUGCAGCACAUCGCAGCUACCUCCCCAACCAGUGGGUGCACCUGGCUGCCACCUAUGAUGGGCACCUGAUGAAACUCUAUGUGAACGGUGCCCAGGUGGCCACAAGCGGAGAGCAAGUGGGCAGCAUCUUCAGUCUUCUGACUUUGAAGUGCAAGGUCCUUAUGGUUGGAGGAAAUGCCCUGAACCAGAACUAUCGGGGUUACGUAGAGCACUUAAGCCUCUGGAGGACAGCCCGGUCUCAGAAGGAGAUCUUAUUGGACAUGGGCCAGGCAAUUCACAGACAAGACACGCCUCUACCUCAGCUAGUUCUUCAAGACAGUUUACUGAAUGUGAAAAACACCUGGUCUCCCAUGAAGGAUGGCAGCAGUCCUCAGAGCAAGUUCAGCUAUCAGCAUGGCUAUUUGCUGGAUACCAGCCUAGACCCUCCUCUCUGCGGACAGACAGUCUGUGACAACACGGACGUCAUUGCCAGCUACAACAACCUCCCCAGCUUCCGCCGCAACAAAAUCGUUCGCUACCGUGUGGUAAAUCUCUACGAUGACAAGCACCAGAACCCCACCGUCAGCCAGCAGCAGAUUGAGUUCCAGCAUCAGCAUUUAAAUGAGGCUUUCAGCCGCUACAACAUCACCUGGGAGCUGGAGGUGCUGGAUGUGAAGAACUCUUCCCUUCGCCACCGACUCAUCCUGGCCAACUGUGAUAUCAGCAAGAUUGGGGAUGAGAACUGUGACCCGGAGUGCAACCACACCUUGACGGGGUACGAUGGUGGGGACUGCCGGCACGUACGCCACACGCUCUUCAACAAGAAGAAGCAGAAUGGUGUGUGUGACAUGGAUUGUAAUUAUGAGAGGUACAACUUUGAUGGUGGGGAAUGCUGUAACCCAGAGAUAACAGAAGUCACCAAGACGUGCUUUGACCCAUACUCUCCUUACAGGGCAUACUUGGAUGUCAAUGAACUGAAGAACAUACUCAAAUUGGAUGGAUCCACACACCUCAACAUCUUCUUUGCCAAUUCCUCUGAGGAAGAGCUGGCUGGAGUGGCAACUUGGCCCUGGGAUAAGGAAGCUUUGAUGCAUCUAGGUGGCAUUGUGCUGAAUCCUUCCUUCUAUGGUAUCCCUGGCCACACACACACCAUGAUCCAUGAGAUUGGGCACAGCCUGGGGCUCUACCACGUCUUCCGGGGAAUCUCUGAGAUCCUCUCCUGCAGCGACCCGUGCAUGGAAACUGAGCCCUCCUUUGAGACUGGGGACCUCUGCAGUGACACCAAUCCUGCUCCUAAGCACAAGCUGUGUGGAGAUCCAGGACCUGGCAAUGACACGUGUGGUUUUCACAGCUUCCUAAACACACCAUUCAGUAACUUCAUGAGCUAUGCAGAUGAUGACUGCACCGACUCCUUCACACCCAACCAGGUGGCCAGGAUGCACUGCUACUUGGACCUCGUCUAUCAGAGCUGGCAACCUGUGAAGAAACCAGCUCCUAUUGCCAUUGCCCCCCAGAUAGUGGCUCGGACCUCCACCUCUGUCACCCUGGAGUGGUUUCCACCCAUUGAUGGGCACUUCUUUGAAAGAGAAGUGGGAUCAGCAUGUGAUCUGUGUGUGGAAGGAAGAGUCCUGGUGCAAUACGCCUUCAGCGCCUCUUCCCCGAUGCCCUGUGAUCCCUCCGGGCACUGGAGCCCACGGGAAGCAGAAGGCCAUCCUGAUGUUGAGCAGCCCUGUAAAUCCAGUGUCAGAACAUGGAGCCCCAACUCAGCAGUCAACCAACACACAGUGCCCCCAGCCUGUCCUGAGCCUCAGGGCUGCUACCUGCAGCUGGAAUUCCGCUAUCUGACUCCAGAGUCCCUUACAGUCUGGGUGACAUUUGUUUCCCCAGACUGGGACUCCAGUGGAGCAGUGAAUGACAUCAAGUUGCUCACCAUCAGUGGGAAGAACAUUUCUCUUGGGCCGCAGAACAUCUUCUGUGACAUCCCGUUGACCAUCAUGCUGGAUGCAGGACAAGUGGGUGAGGAGGUGUAUGGAAUCCAGAUCUACACCCUGGAUGAGCACCUGGAAAUUGAUGCUGCCAUGCUGAGCUCCGUCCCCCACAGCACACUGUGUGCAGACUGCAAACCCAUCCAGUACAAAGUGGUUCGGGACCCUCCUUUCCAGUCUGGGUCUCCAGUUGUCAUCUCAAACCUCAGCAGAAGAUUCAUUGACAUGGAACUGAGUGAUAGGACCACCUACACAUACCAGGUCAUCGUUGUUUCUGGGACAGAGGAGAGUGAGCCUUCCCCCACCCUGGUGUAUGUCUCUGGAAGUGGAUAUUGUGGAGAUGGGAUUAUCCAAAUAGAGCUGGGGGAAGAAUGUGAUGAUAUGAACAAGAUCAACGGUGAUGGCUGCUCCCUGUUCUGCCUGCAGGAACUGUCCUUUAAUUGCAUUGAUGAACCCAGCAGAUGUUAUUUCCACGAUGGCGAUGGAGUAUGUGAGGAAUUUGAGCAAAUGACCAGCAUCAAAGACUGUGGUGUUUACACUCCCAAAGGCUUCCUUGAUCAGUGGGCUUCCAAUGUCUCUGUCUCACACCACAGUGACCAGCAGUGUCCAGGAUGGGUGGUCAUUGGUCAGCCAGCAGCAACCCAGAUGUGUCGAACUAAGGUGAUCGACUUGAACGAUGGGGUCUCUCAGUAUGCCUGGUAUCCCUGCACAGCCAAUUUCCAGUACUCCCACAUUACACAGACCGUUUUCUGGUUGAAGGCUUAUUUUUCCCAGCCUAUGGUAGCUGCAGCAGUCUUAGUUCACUUGGUCACCGAUGGGACCUAUUACCUGGAUCAGAAGCAGGAGACCAUCGGUGUGCAGCUGUUUGACACCAAAGAGCAAAGCCAUGACCUUGGUGUCCACGUCCUGAGCUGCAGGAACAAUCCCCUGAUUAUCCCCGUCAUCCAUGACCUCAGUCACCCUUUUUAUCACACCCAGGCUGUCCUCAUUAGCUUCAGCUCCCAGUUUGUGGCCAUCUCCGGGGUGGCCCUGCGUUCCUUCCACAACUUCGACCCCAUCACUAUCAGCAGCUGCCAGCGAGGACAGACCUACAGCCCGGCGGAGCAGAGCUGUGUCCACUACACCUGCGAGGCCACCGACUGCCAAAAGCUGGAGAUCGAGAACGCGGUGCUGAGCUGCACAGGGGGUGGAUGGUACAAUGGUGCCCAUUGCAAUGUCAGCUGCAAGACAGGUUACAUCUUGCAAGUCCAGCGAGAUGAUGAGCUCCUAAAGAACCAGAUGGAGUCCAGCAUCACCAUGACUUGCAAUGAUGGAAAGUGGAACAAGCAGGUGACCUGUGAGCCAGUGGACUGUGGUGUCCCAGACCAGUAUCAUGUCUACCCAGCCACCUUCAACUGCAGCGAGGGGACCACCUUUGGCAAGAAAUGCUCCUUCACUUGCCGACCUCCUGCUCUUCUCAAAGGAAACAACAGCAACCUGACCUGCAUGGAGGAUGGGCUGUGGUCCUUUCCAGAGGCCCUGUGUGAGCUGAUGUGUCGAGCACCCUCCGUCGUCCCUAAUGCUGAUCUCCAGACCAUUCGUUGCCGAGAAGAUAAGCACAAAGUGGGCUCUUUUUGCAAGUACAAAUGCAAACCAGGUUACCAUGUCCCUGGAUCCUCCAGAAAAGCAAGAAAGCGAGCCUUUAAGAUCCAGUGCACACAAGAUGGCACGUGGCUGCCGGGCGCUUGCGUGCCUGUUACCUGUGAUCCUCCACCUUCCAAGUUCCAUGGGCUCUACCAGUGCUCUAAUGGCUUCCAGUUCAACAGCGAGUGCCGGAUCAAGUGUGAAGAUGAUGAUAAUCAGUCGGGUCGUGGAAGCAACGUGAUUCACUGCAGGAAGGAUGGCACCUGGAGUGGUUCCUUUCACCUCUGCAGGGAAAUGCAGGGCCAGUGCACGCUGCCCACCCAGCUCAACAGCAACCUGAAGCUGCAGUGUGCCAGUGGCUAUGGCAUAGGUGCUGAGUGCACCACCUCUUGUCCGGAUCACAGUCACGAGCCCAUCCUCCUGCGUGUGAAUGAGACCGUGCAAGACAUCCAGCACUGGAUGAACCCUCAAAGAGUGAAGAGCAUUGUGUGCACGGCAGGACUCAAAUGGUACCCUCACCCUUCCCUGAUCCAUUGUGUCAAAGGCUGUGAGCCUUUCAUGGGGGACAACUACUGUGACUCCAUCAACAACCGGGCCUUCUGCAACUAUGAUGGUGGGGACUGCUGUGCCUCAACAGUCAAGACCAAAAAGGUUACUCCCUUCCCUAUGUCCUGUGACCUCCAAGGAGAAUGCGCUUGCCGGGACCCCAAUGCCCAAGAGCACAAUCAGAAAGAUCUCCACGGCUUCAGUCUUGGGUAAUGCCAAGCAACACGGAAUGGAGGACCACACUGCUCAAGGCAGGCUAGGAGAGACACCACAUCCCUUUUGGUAUCGUUUUUAACAUUUAGCUGCUCAACUGGAUGGCAAUUCUGCACCAGGGACCCUUAGAAUUCAACCAGUCUGCCUUUAAUUUUUGUCCAAGAAGAACUCAAAGUAGGGGGUUAUGAAUUAACUAUAUCUUAAAUAGUGAUGACAAGAAUCAAACAAGCACGAGUCAAGUCAAGAAGACUUUCAUGUAUCAAAACAGCAUGUUAUGCCCACCUAAUUUGACCAGUUCAUAUCUAGAUUCAAGGUGAGAAACAAGCUAUUUAUGUACACAUAUUUAUAGAAAUAAGUAGAGAAAGAGAGACAGAGCGAGAGAUUCUGAUCAACACAAAAACACUUUCCCCUCUCCAGCACUCACAACUCAGAGCAUUCACAGAAGAGGCUGUGUUCUUGGAGGACUCCAAGAUGAGCCUUUUCUGAUGCUGAAUGCCAAGGUACCGCAUGCUCGGGGCACUGAGAUUGGGAUGGGAUCUCCACGGGGCUGUGCCUCUUGGCAAGCGACUUGCCAGACGCCCAGCCAGCUUGAGAAGUGGGAUGCAUCUGCUCCUCACAGGAACGCUAAUUCCAGCCACGGAGCUCAGCAGACUGCAGUGGCCUUUCUGUACAGCUCCUCCUUCUCCCCCUUGCCCUCAAAAAGCCAACAAAAAGCCCUCUUGUAGCCUGCUGGGAUGUUUCUGUGUGGAGGUGGACAGGUGGUCCCAUGGUGGAGUCGGGGGUGGUGGGGGAGUCUAAGGACUGGCAUUGAGGAAUGGGGAUGAUUGCUUCUGAGGAGCAGAGAGGGUAACUUACCCCACACUUGUCAUUUGAGCAUGUCUGCUGCUGCUACUCCUGCUGCUAUGUCCCAUACAACUCAUUUCCUUACUGUGUCAGGACAGGGUGAAAACAAUCCCACGCAACCAAACAGUCUGCCUUAAAGCUUACCUACAGCCUGCCUUUCAAACCCUCUGGUAUCUUCCUCAACACUGGGGCAAGAAAACAGGACACCAGCUAGCCAAAAGAAUCUGCUUUCUGGCACCCAGCCAGGUGGUUCUCUAGACCUCCUCCAUCUGCCUCUUAUGACGGUAUAUAUCUAAUAAAUGCUUCAGGCUCCUGUUUUCUCUGGAGCAGGGAAGAAGAGGAGGAAGGGCAUGAUAUGGCAAAAGGACU